AUGCAAGACGAUGCCAGCAGCUCAUCGUCGGAGGUUCCUUCGAAGCGCCGCCGACGCUUGCCGCUGCCUGCAUGUGUGGCAGAGCUCUUUGGGAACACAUGCCAGGAUGACGAUGCUUUGGUGCUUGUGAACCCGGUCGUUGUGCGCGUGGUGCUAGGCCCAAAGCUUCGACUGCGGGUGUUGGAGGCAUCGCCUGCUUGCCAGGAAGCCGUCAUCGAGCAGGCAGUAAAGCAUGCUGAGGCGGACAGGCCUGCCAACUGCACCGAAAUGCCGAAGCUGGACAACGAACAUCGCAGUCUGCAUGAACCCAAGUGCAAGGUCCUGGCCCAAGCGAUUGCCUCCUACGUUGAAGCAGUCUCCACCGGCUGCAGCCUUCUGGAGCUCGGCGCUGGCUGUGGAAUGGUUUCGCUCACGGCGGCACGUUUGGGCUUCGACGUGCUGGCCACCGAUUUCAGGUCAUCACCGCUGCGCUUGGUGGCUGCAUCCGCAAGGCAACAGGGUCUCAGCACACGGGUCCGCACGAGUCUGCUGGACAUUUGCGACUUCUCCACGCCAUUGCCGCCUGCGCGAAUUAUCGUGGCUGCAGACGUCCUCUACGAUGCCCAGACGGCAGAGGCCAUGGCAAGACGUGUGGCCGAAGCUCACCUGCGCGGUAGUGUCGUUCUUUUGGCGGAUGUGGGUCGUCCAAACCGCAGCAGGUUCUUAAGUCAAUUGCGGCAGCUUCUUCCAAGUUUGGCGAGCCGGCUGCCAGGAUUCGACUUCCCCGUUGCAGGGCUGGCUGUGCAAGAGACGGAUGGCGUGAAGGUGGACAAUCGUCGCGUGCCUGUUCAGCUGCUGGAGCUCCCCUUCGACGGUCCAGCCUCCAAAGCGGUGCGUGUGGAAGUUCCUGCGCGGGGCGCAGAUUCGCAGAUGCAGAUUUGUCCGUGGUUUCGAUAA
Symbiodinium natans is the source of this 936-nucleotide messenger RNA. The record is from the annotation of a GenBank genome assembly. NCBI's taxonomy places the organism in Eukaryota, Dinophyceae, Suessiales, Symbiodiniaceae.